GGGAGGGAAGGUCAGAGACUGCGAAAACUAGGUAUGGGGAAGAAGUAAGGAAGAAAGUAAAAGAAGAUGCAUGAGAAAGAGGAAGGAAUAAGAAAAUCUGCACAGCUCACAUGAAAAUAAGGAAAAGAUUUAAAACCAGAGCCUGGAAGUCCCUCCCAUCCAAGCCCCACUCCCUCGAACGCCGAAGCGUGCUUUAGCCGUCUUUGACCACGAGGUGGCACUCUUUGAACCGCCUUUUCCCUUAAAAAUAAGACGGGGUUGGGGGGGUAGAGGGGAGGGAGAAAAGGGAAAGCACUCCCCCGACCAAGAACAAUUUGAAAACCCACCCCAUAAUAUUUAAAAUCUGGGACAAAGAACCGUCGGGACGGAGCUGCUUCAAUUGCAAAACCUCCGCGCAGCCUCCCGAGCGCCCCGCCGAACCGAGUCGAGAAGCAGCCCCUUUAAAAAAGCGGAGUACAGUAUUGGGAUUCUUGAAACCUGAAACCCAGAAACAGAAUCGAAGCGGAAACUAGAAGGAAAACCUUGAACUCCUCCAGACAAUUGCUUCCGGGGAGUUUCAAGAGAGCGAGGGGGAAUAAAGGACCCGAGCGGGGGGCCAUCGCAUGGCGCGUCCCCGAGGGUCCUGGGCGAGCUCGCCGAGCGUGGGAAGUAGAGGACGCCACCCGCUUUCGGGGCUGCGGGUCAUGGCCACCGUGGAGCAGAGAGCCCGCGGGAUGGGCUUCAAGUGUCUCUCUUUGGCCACUUUUGUGCUCAUCUGCGCCGGGCAAGGGGGACGCAGGGAGGAUGGGGGUCCAGCCUGCUACGGGGGAUUUGACCUGUACUUCAUUUUGGACAAAUCAGGAAGCGUGCUGCACCACUGGAAUGAAAUCUACUACUUCGUGGAGCAGUUGGCCCAUAAAUUCAUCAGCCCACAGCUAAGAAUGUCCUUCAUCGUCUUUUCUACUCGAGGAACAACCUUAAUGAAGCUAACAGAAGACAGGGAACAGAUCCGUCAAGGCCUAGAAGAACUCCAGAAAGUACUGCCAGGAGGAGAUACUUACAUGCAUGAGGGAUUUGAAAGGGCCAGCGAGCAGAUUUAUUAUGAAAACAGUCAAGGGUACAGGACAGCCAGUGUCAUCAUUGCAUUGACCGAUGGAGAACUCCAUGAAGAUCUCUUUUUCUAUUCAGAGAGAGAGGCUAACAGGUCCCGAGAUCUUGGCGCAAUUGUUUACUGUGUGGGAGUGAAAGAUUUCAAUGAAACGCAGCUGGCCCGAAUUGCAGACAGUAAGGAUCACGUGUUUCCUGUGAAUGACGGGUUUCAGGCUCUGCAAGGCAUCAUCCACUCAAUUUUGAAGAAGUCCUGCAUUGAAAUUCUAGCAGCUGAACCAUCCACCAUAUGUGCAGGCGAGUCAUUUCAAGUAGUCGUGAGAGGAAAUGGCUUUCGACAUGCCCGCAACGUCGACAGGGUCCUCUGCAGCUUCAGGAUCAACGACUCAGUCACACUCAAUGAGAAGCCCUUCACAGUGGAAGAUACGUAUCUGCUGUGUCCAGCGCCUGUCUUAAAAGAAGUUGGCAUGAAAGCCGCACUCCAGGUCAGCAUGAACGAUGGCCUCUCUUUCAUCUCUAGCUCUGUCAUCAUCACCACCACACACUGUUCUGAUGGCACCAUUCUGGCGAUCGCCCUACUGAUCCUGUUCCUGCUCCUGGCUCUGGCUCUCCUCUGGUGGUUCUGGCCCCUCUGCUGCACUGUGAUUAUCAAGGAAGUCCCUCCACCCCCUGCUGAGGAGAGUGAGGAAGAAGAUGAUGAUGGUCUGCCUAAGAAAAAGUGGCCUACAGUAGACGCCUCUUACUACGGUGGGCGUGGCGUUGGAGGCAUUAAAAGGAUGGAGGUUCGUUGGGGAGAAAAGGGCUCCACAGAAGAAGGCGCUAAGUUGGAAAAGGCAAAGAAUGCAAGAGUUAAGAUGCCCGAGCAGGAGUACGAAUUCCCUGAACCUCGAAAUCUCAACAACAACAUGCGCAGGCCCUCUUCCCCCCGGAAGUGGUACUCUCCGAUCAAGGGAAAACUCGAUGCCUUAUGGGUCCUGCUAAGGAAAGGAUAUGAUCGUGUGUCUGUGAUGCGUCCACAGCCAGGAGACACGGGGCGCUGCAUCAACUUCACCAGAGUCAAGAACAACCCACCAGCCAAAUACCCCCUCAACAACGCCUACCACACCACCUCUCCGCCGCCUGCCCCCAUCUACACCCCUCCAGCCCCUGCUCCCCACUGCCCCCCUCCACCCCCCAGUGCCCCCACCCCUCCAAUCCCAUCUCCACCUUCCACCCUUCCCCCUCCUCCUCAGGCCCCACCCCCCAACAGAGCACCACCCCCCUCCCGACCUCCUCCUAGGCCUUCCGUCUAGAACCCAAAAUUUCGUGUUCUGGGCGCUCUCAGAAACUUUGGGGAGGAGGCUCCUCUGUGGUGUUAGAACAAGUCUUGCCAGUUAGAGGAGGCUUCCACUUUAGAAAUGAGUGGGACAAAGCCCACUGACAUUCACACACUUCAAAAAUCGGUUUGCAAUGCCAAUACACCGGAAAUGGUGAUCUGUGGAAAGAAAUCGAAAUUUUGAAUUGCCUGAAAACAAAUGAUGAGGCAACUACAGUCACAUUUAUAGCCAGCGGUCCAUCACCUCUAGAAGGUUCCAGAGAUGGUGAAACUGCCAAGAUGCUCUAAAUGGGAUUCUGUCUCACAGAGACCAGUAAGAAAAUCUUUUCUCUGAGAGUGAAACACAGAGUUGGAAAAGAAGUAAUGUUGCUGGGUUCCUGAAUGCUGCCUUCCUUCCUCCAUUCCAUUUCCAACUCUUGACCCAGGAUCCUUGGCCUAGAAACCAAGGAAUUCUCACCCCUCUGUGCCACCCGUGUAGGCAGAAACCGUUUGCCUACAACUCUGGAAAAGUCGGGGUCCCCAGUGUGGCAAGAAACAACAUCAGACUGGUAUACUGUCAAAAGAAUGUUCUGAGAUUUGCAGAUGAGUAAAAAACUGUGCUUAUCUUUCUUCCAAACUCUCCCAAUUUCCAAAUGAGGAAGAGAGAGGGUGUUUACUGAUGGAAAAAAGUAUGUUGCCAUGUUGAUGUGUAAGUGAAAUCGGCUGUGUGCAUUGACGGGGAGUAUUGAUGGGAGUGUCGGACAGUUUCUAAAACCCACAGCCCAUCAGCAGCUAGAGGUGGCUGGCUUUGGCCAUGCAUCGUCCCCUAAAUCAACAGACAGUGGCAUUGUCAAAGAGCAACCUGUCAAUGAGUCAUGUUAAAAAUCAAAAUUUGGCUUCAGUUUAAAUCACCUGAGAUAUGAAGAAGCGAUUGACCCUGUUUUCUAGAGACAGACAUGUGUUUAUCUUUCCAAAAUGGCAUCAUUAACACCUACCAUACCAUCUCACUGAUGUUUUCUUCUCUCUUGGUAAAGUGUGUGCCAGAGACUUCUAAGCAGAGCUGAGACACAGUGGUCCUGACAAAAGAAGGAAAUUAUCCCAGGUCCUUUGAUUAAUCCAAAAAAAAAAAAAAAAAAGCCAUGCAGAUGUGGAUGCAAAUAUCUUUCUCCUUGGCUUUGCAACAUACUCACAAAUAUGAUUAGCUGUUCACCAAGAUGAAAUGCAUUAGAUAUGCAACACAGAAAUGCUCUGCCUGAAAUUCCCACCAAGGCUAGGACCACCCAAUUCCCCCAGUCUUUAUGAAUCUGUGUUCAUCUGUAAACCCUACAGUCAUUUUCUAAACAUUGGGCUUCAUUACCCAGGGGUGAAAACACAAGUCAUUGUCAAGGGCCUGCUGCUAACUAGCCUGUUCAGAAUUAUCUCCUCCUCCAGCUUUCCAUAGGACCUAAAAUUCCUAUCCAUAUACCCCCUCAAAUUCUUACAUCUUUUCUGGAACAAAACAGAAUAUAAUGUAUAAACUUAAUUCUUGGGGCUUUGGUCUUCAAAGACCCCACAAGAACCCAUCAAGCCAUCAUCCUCCUCUUAGCUCAGAACAGGGCUGUAAUGACAUGGCACAAAUUCUACCAAGGCCUAUCCUUGUAUCCAUGGCAGAUAUUGCUUGUCAAUCAUGGCACUCGUUCCCAUUGAGCCCAAAUAUAUCUUCACAAUCCUUCUCAAAUCAAGACUGCAAAGAACCACCACCCAUCAGUCAGGAUUGAGAGAGAGAGAGAUGAACCCUAUUUUGCAUCCCUACCUUAAAAGCAAAAAAAAAAAACAGUGAGUGUGAGGAGAAUAGGGAAGCCUAACUACAUAAAAUGUACAGUCUGGGGAAAAUAGAUCUAGGCAAAACUCCUUAGUGAGGGACCAUAGGCACUGAACUUGCAGUGCCAAUGCCAAACUGAUACUUCUCCAAGUGUCCCUCGGACAGGCCCUUCUUCUCCCCCACACCUGCUACUUCCAGAGAAUCUCCUGGCCUUCUCACAGAGCUAAAGCAGGUACGGUUUUCAGGACUCAUGAAAGCAACCUCCCCCCUCCUCACUCUCCACCCUGUCACAUCGUCUAUUUUCAGAACACUAGUCUUCUUCUUUGGUAUAAUCUCUCAUGAAGCAGGUGCCAGGAUGUCUCGGUCACCUGCAGUGACAUUGCUGGGCCCCAGAAAAACAUUCCAUAGGAGAAUGAGUUCCCCAGGCUCAUAGCAUAGACUUUGAGCCCAUUACAACUGUUUUGACUGCUGGCAGUACAAAACGGUCCACCCCACACCAUUGCAGCAUGGCUCACUGCUGCCGUGGAAAAGUUCAAACCAAGAUGGCGGGCAUCAGGUGAGAACACAAAAUUCAGGAUCCAAGCAGUGUGGCAACCAGAUGCCCUGUGCAGUUUCCAGGAUGCUGUUUCGGUCAAGUGUUUUGAUGAAAUAGGGAACUGCAAAUGUAUGAUGAUUUUGUAGAGGAUUAGCAGGGUUUGUCCUUAAAACUCACUCACCAUGUCAUCCUUAGUAAUUUAGAAUUACAGUCGAGAAGGGAAAACUUCUAUACACUGUGUGAACAAGGCAGUAUUUUACUAGUAGGUGAUCAACAGUCGGGAAAAUUAUUUAGCUGGUUUAUAAAAUCUAUCAGUACUUGUGUCAUUCCCUGUAAAAGGCAGAAGACAUGUGAUUGUGAUCAGGAAACUGCACAAAAUUAUUUUUUCAACCCCCAUGUAAUUGUCCUCAUGAACUUGUUUGUUUUAAUAAAAACCAAAUUUUCGUUGUAUAUAUUCGUAUUCCAUGUGUUAGAUGGAAGCAUUUUCUAUCCAGUGUGAAUAAAAAGAACGGUUGUAGUAAAUUAUUAUAAAGCCAGUGAUAUUUCAUGGCAGGUUAUUCUACCAAGCUGUGCUUGUUGGUUUUUCCCAUGACUGUAUUGCUCUUAUAAAUGUACAAAUAGUUACAGAAACGACGAGACCCUUGUUUGCACAGCAUUAAUGAGAACCCUGGGUUCCAUGGCCCCCUGUGUUCACAACCGGCUUACAAACAGUUGCUUGUUUGGAGGUUAGCACACACUCCACCGAGACACAAGGUCUCUCUCUUACCAAGGUCAAGAACAGAGCUGGUGGAUAAAUGAAUAGUCUUAGAGAUCUGGCCAUGGGUAAUAACCUCAUUGUAAAUAUCACUAGAAUGGGCAGAGGUGAUCUCGAAGUAUCUUGUACACUCAAAUCCAAACACUAUGUCAGACAGAGGAAAAUCCAUCAAAGAACGAAAAAAUAAUAAUAAUUAGGAGAUAAUGAGCAACAGUUUCAGCCUAGUGCCAACUCAAAAAAAAAUUAAUGCUGUGCGCAAUGGGUUGAAUGAGUUUGCAAACUAUAUAAAGUUAUCUGCAGUAAAACUGUUAACGCACACCAGGUGGGAAUGGGGUGUUCUAGGCAUUUGCCUUUUCUAGUUAUUUGAGCUCUACUAUAUAUCAUACUUGGCUAAACAAUUUAAAAGAAUUAGAAUAUGAUUUUUUUUUUUAAUGCACUUAACAGUACACUCUUCUAAAUCUUUCUUCUUUCUGUGAUAAUUCAAAUGACAGUUAUGGAUCUUCGUGCCUCUGAGUCAUUGUUAUAGAAAUCAGUUAUCACUGCACCAUGCUAUAGGAGACUGGGCUGAACCUGUACAAUGACAAACCCUGAAAAUUGCUUUUUUUAAAAAAAAUAAUAAAUUUCUAAAAUCAAA
Messenger RNA from Loxodonta africana (African savanna elephant), 6104 nucleotides. It is a transcript of the gene ANTXR1, whose product is annotated as ANTXR cell adhesion molecule 1. NCBI's taxonomy places the organism in Eukaryota, Metazoa, Chordata, Mammalia, Proboscidea, Elephantidae. Gene Ontology annotation, molecular function: transmembrane signaling receptor activity. Gene Ontology annotation, cellular component: plasma membrane; cell surface. The record is from RefSeq and is a predicted model, not a curated record. The transcript is spliced from 18 exons. Bases 603 to 2378 code for a protein of 591 amino acids.